This is a messenger RNA of Coniophora puteana RWD-64-598 SS2, 345 nucleotides long. RefSeq lists its product as uncharacterized. Bases 1 to 345 code for a protein of 114 amino acids. NCBI's taxonomy places the organism in Eukaryota, Fungi, Basidiomycota, Agaricomycetes, Boletales, Coniophoraceae. The transcript has 3 exons. Gene Ontology annotation, molecular function: GTP binding. The record is from RefSeq and is a predicted model, not a curated record.
AUGGAAGCGGUUCGCAGGACCUGUCCCGUCUUUCGUGUCCUUAUCAUUGGAAGAGCGAAUGCGGGAAAGACGACGAUCCUGCAGAAGGUGUGCAAUGUCGACAAGGACACCAAGCCUAUAGUUUACGAUGCAGACGGGAACUUGACCGAUGUACUUCGGCCAUCGACUCAGCGUGGACGCCAUGACAUUAGAAACCAGAUCACGUACCCAGGCAGUCGAUUUGUGUUUCAUGAUUCCCGGGGUAUUGAGGCUGGCUCUGUGAACGAGGUCCAGAUUAUACGUGACUUUGUGCGUGAGCGAGCAUCCAAGGAGUCUCUUGCCGAGCGCUUGCACGCCAUCUGGUAG